This is a messenger RNA of Leguminivora glycinivorella, 3904 nucleotides long. Its product is annotated as protein toll-like. The transcript has 9 exons. Gene Ontology annotation, molecular function: protein binding. Lineage: Eukaryota; Metazoa; Arthropoda; Insecta; Lepidoptera; Tortricidae. The coding region runs from base 258 to 2579 and encodes 773 amino acids. The record is from RefSeq and is a predicted model, not a curated record.
AUGUAUUCGCUCACGCCACUGCGUUCGGAUCGGUCGCCGUUCGCACGCUUCACACCCACAUCAAUUUCAAGAAGCGGGGAAAAACCAACAACACAUGACUGUCAAGGAAAAUAAAAACAUAAAUCGAAAGAACGGUAGUUUGUUUCUACAGCGAAUCGUUUUGUUAUAAUAGCAAAGAUGAGUCGUUUUCGUAAAUAUCCUAAAGUAGUGAUAACAGUGUUAUAAAUGUUGGUGAUUUGUGUUUUGUGAGCAUCGCGAUGUGGUAUACACUGGGAUUGUUAGCUCUCCUGACUAGCGUUGAAGCUGGGCUAGUACCUCGGUUUCUUCGGGACACUAUCCAGUAUCCUGUUUGCCACCCGUCUUCCGUCCGGUGUAAUAAGAGAGAUUUGCCGUAUCAACAUAUAUAUAAAGUAAAUGGUCAUGAGAUAAUUAUAGAUUUUCGGGAUGGAAGUUAUUUCAAAUUACGAUGCGACAGCGACAGAAAAUAUCCUUCAAUGUUUCUGGAUGACCCCGACAUGCCGAGUUUCUCUGGGCCAGUGACAGUAGAAGUAGCAGUAUUCAACCAGUGCCUAAUACCGAAAAAAUCAUACUACGCUACUCUAAAAGCAUUCAAUGUCACUGUUACAAAAACACUGAAGCUGAUAUUGCCCGCAAAUUCUAAGCUGGUCCAUCACUUACGCGGUCUGGAAAUCAGCAACCUCGAAAUAAGAGCUGCACAAUAUAUAAAACCGGCGCGCACUUCUUUUGACUUUCUAGACCAGGUACCAGGAAUACGGACAUUGAAGCUUACUGAUAUUAUUCCGGAGCCAGAAGCUCUGAAUCGGUUGCCUACCUCGCUUGAGAUUCUAAAUAUUGUGAACGCGAGGUUGCCUGUUGCAGAACGCGCGCUUCGGAAUGCCAACGAUGGUACCCAACAUUGGCUAGAGCGCCUAAACUCACUGAAAUCUUUACUUUUAUCAGACUCAUCAGCCAUUGUAGCAGAGUAUCCAGAUGAAAUACUCACACUGCCGCAAUUAUCCUCGCUGACUAACCUCACCACCAUAAGUCUACAAUAUAUGCCGUUGGAAUCAGAGAGUAUUUCUAAUUGGCUUAGGAGCUCGAGUCUAAAAAAACUUACGUUGCAAUCUUGUGGACUGACCACUCUACCAAGAUCCAUGUUUAUGGGUGCAAAUCUAACUAAAAUUACGCUCGCGUACAACAAACUCUCAUCUUUACCAUUAGGGCUAUUCACUCCGCUAAAAGACAGCUUGCAAGAACUUGACUUGUCGCAUAACAUGCUGAACAAAUUGACGGUCGUGAAUUCAGUUGAACAGUUGAAGAAGCUGGUGAUAUUGAAGGUUAAUAAUAACCCUUUGGGAUCACUGUGUGGAAGUUAUGACAACUCAAUAAAAUAUGCGAAACCCUCAGAGUUGCCCUCGUCGCUGCAUCGGCUUGAGCUGAAGAACACAAACGCUACUCGUAUCUGCACUGAUUGGAUCAGUAACUACGCACUUAUGGACAUCGACCUUAGUCACAAUAAAAUUACUGAAAUCACGUACAGCGACUUGGAGAUGAAAAGAACGGAACGCGGCACUGUACGUCUCAAUUUAACAAAGAACAAUUUGAAAAUUAAUGUUUCGCGCACCGAUCAUCAGAAAUGUCAACAAGGAUUGUCAUCUACAACGGACGAUCCCAGAAAAAUGAGGCGCACACCAGUCGAGCUAGAACUUGAUAAGUUGUCGUGUGGCUGCAAUGCGUACUGGCUACGCGAGGUUUUGCGAAGCUGUCCGCUUCUAAAGCUAAAGGAAGACGUCGAAUGUUUGCCAGAGCCCACACUGCUUCAUACUAAGCUACUUCAAUAUCGUCCUGAUGAAAUUUCUUGUCCGUACACCGGGUAUUGCUUACCAGAGUGUUCGUGCAAGAAUCGACCGCGCGACAACGCAACAGUAGUGUUCUGCACCGGUGCUCUGCCGUCAGAUCCUCACUGGCCACUGGCUAAUAAGGACUACCCUUUGGCCUUGCAUGUAGCUCCCGGAACGCUGGCCGUCGUACCAAACAGAACGCUUGUGGAGUUGCACGCACCCAACAACAAUAUAACCAAGCUGGUCGAUGAAGAUAUAACCGAUACCUUACGAGUGCUGGAUGUGCGUAACAACAAUAUUUCGCAUAUCCCACUGAAUGUAGCGAAGCGUCUCGCCCAAAUUGAGAACGUCAUAGUGAAACUCGCCGGAAACCCUCUUGUCUGCGAAUGUUCCGACGCGUCUGCUUUCAGUUAUCUGAAUUUGGUGGGAGGAGAUUGGAAUGAAACACAAUGCGUCGACAUGAGUUUAGCUUCUGGAAAGACCGUACGUCAUCUGUGUCCUGGUCCACUUCCAGUAGUAUUGAGCGUUGUCUUACCAUUACUACAGAUAGCGGUCGUAGGCCUAACAGUUUACCUUCUGUUACCACGAAUUAAGCAAUUCAUGUUCAGGCAUGAUCUGUUGACCAACUGGGUUCUUAGAGAGUGUGAUGAUACCAAUGAUAAGGACAAAUCAGUUGAUGCAUUCCUUUCAUAUGCCGCAGCUGAUCUGAAACUGCUUCAAAAACUAAAAUUGGGUUAGAAAAGCUUGGGUAUUCUACAUUAGAACAUCUAGCUGAUUGGCAGGCGGGUGACUCAGUGUUAGAACAGAUAGCGACAUCGGUGAUGAAAGCCCGUCGUACAGUUCUCCUUGUCACCGAUAACUUUGCUGAAUCUGAAUGGACCCCGUUGGAGUUUCGUAUUGCGCACGGACAUGCACUGGAGACUCGAACUAAGCGUGUGCUGGUCAUUUAUUGCGGGUUGAAAAAUCGGAAUAAGUUACCAUUGGAUUUACAAAUUUAUAUAGAAAACCAUACUUACUUAGAAUUGAAUGACCCCAAAUUUUGGCAUAAGCUGCGUCGGUUCAUGCCGCCGCAGCAUCAAGAAUUUGUGCAAUCGAGACCUGAAGACUUAGAUCUACUUUCACCUUUAAUACAGCAAAAUUAUCCGCUUCUUAAGGAAACCCAGAAGCUUCAACUAACGGUACCGCUACUCUCUAUUAAUACAGUCCCAUCCGCCUGUUGAGCUCUAGCAGGCGUAGGUAUAUUUUCAAAUUAUUGUUGCAAGAUCAAGAGCAUGACAGAGAGAUUUUUCCACAUCUACAACUAAAGGCCGUCACUAUUGCGGGUAAUUUUGAAGGUGAAUAUCAUAAUUAUUUCAUAAUACCUACUCAUUUCUAUGUCCAGUGCGUAGAAAUAUUUUUAUACGUUUUAUAUCGACCAAAAAUCUUAAUGCUAACUUAAUAUUAUUAUGCCUGUCUGUCUUCAAUGUUUUCCGUACCUCAAAAUGGAAAAACGGAACCCUUAUAUGAUCACUCCUGUGUCUGUCCAUCCGUUGUUUUUUAUAUAUGCGACGCGUCCAUUAAGUUGAACCAUUUUAACAUAUGAAAUAUCACAAAAAAAAUCAUCCAACCUAGCUGCAGCAUAUUAAAUUUGGUCUAUAGAGAUAAGAUUAUAGAGCUUAUUGGGAAGGAGAGUCCUAAAUGGUACAUUCCACGACUCUACUCGUUCAGCACAGACUCUGUCUAUAAUUACGGUAAUAAUAUAGGUAUUUCGUGAUAUUUUUUUUACAUAGCAGCCAAAUGAGAUUCAAAGGAACUUUUUGUCAUAAGAACUAAUACAUAGUUGACGGGAAAUGACAACGAACACAAACAAUGAACUGCGAAAAUGAAUUUUUACAAAUAUUAAGGUUACAUAAUUAUUAUAUUUUUUACAAAAACGUCAGCACACAAUGCUACAUAUUUAAGCUUAAACCAAAUUUGGAAUUUUCGUCUGGAAUAGUUAAUAUACAUGUCAUAAUUAUCCGGACGGAUAGUAAUUGUUCCACUUUUGAAUUUAUUUUGAGAUUAAAAAUGUAUAUUGUGUAAGG